Molecule: messenger RNA, 1626 nt
Organism: Orbilia oligospora ATCC 24927
Lineage: Eukaryota; Fungi; Ascomycota; Orbiliomycetes; Orbiliales; Orbiliaceae
Exons: 3
Coding region: 1-1626 (541 amino acids)
Molecular function (GO): monooxygenase activity; oxidoreductase activity, acting on paired donors, with incorporation or reduction of molecular oxygen; heme binding
Source: RefSeq, a predicted model, not a curated record
AUGCUUUCCGUGGAUGACCUCAAGACUGGAGGGCCGAUUCUCUAUGGAGGUGCCCUCCUAACUGCUAUAUUAGCAGUUCGACAAAUUGUUGCCUCACAGCAAAAGAAACUACCACUGCCCCCCGGUCCCAAGGGUUCAGCAAUUGUGGGAAAUAUUAAUGAUCUCCCACCACCCGGCCCUCCGGAAUGGCAGCACUGGCUCAAACACAAAGACCUUUAUGGUCCGAUCAGUUCUAUAACUGUUCUGGGGCAGACAAUAAUCCUGAUCCACGAUUUGGAUAUUGCAGAAGAGCUCUUGGUUCGACGGCAGUCCAACUAUUCCUCUAGGCCACAUCUGUUUUUCGCUGGCGAAAUGUGCGGCAUGGGUCAUAUCGUUACUUUCCAGGAUUACAACAAGAACUUCAAACAACAACGUAAACUCGCAGCAUGGCAGAUUGGCAGUAACACUGCUAUACGGAAACUUCAUCCAUUAAUCCACACUCACGUCCAGCGAUUCUUGUUCCGGACCCUGAGUAACCCUGAUAAAUAUGUAGCCAACUUACAUGCUACCUCGAGUUCCAUUGUAUUGGAUACCUUAUACGGAUACAAACCGAAUCUCAACGGUUUUGACCCCCUCAUCAACCUCGUCGAUAGAAUGAUGUCGGCAUUUAGCGAGGCUACAGCAGCCGGUGCUUGGAUUGUCGACAAUAUCCCUUGGCUACGGCACUUCCCAGAGUGGCUACCUGGUAUGGAAUUCAAAGGCAUUGCGCGCGGCUAUAAUAAAACGGUUACAGAUACAACAAACGUGCCAUUUGAGUUCGUCGUUCUACAGAGAAAACGUAGCGAGAAUAGGCCUUCGUACGUUUCCGGGCUGUUGGAUAGACACGAAAAGAAAGUUUUGAAUGAGAAAGACCGAGCAGAGGAAUGGAAACUUAUCAAAGAUAGUGCCAUUUCAUUGUACGGCGGUGGCUCAGAUACCACGGUUGCUGCUCUGGCUUUUUUCUUCCGAACUAUGAUGUUCCAUCCAGAAGUGCAGAGGAAGGCGCAGGAGGAGAUCGAUCGCGUUAUUGGAAACGACAGAUUGCCAGGAUUUAAUGAUCGCGUGGACUUGCCAUAUGUAGAGGCUGUGUUCAAAGAGUCGCUACGCUUCAACCCGAUCGUACCAGCCGGCUUUCCUCAUACAGUCGAUACCGAAGACGAAUACGGCGGAUAUCGCAUUCCAAAGGGAGCUAUUAUUGUGCCCUCUAUUCACUGGUUUUCUCGAGACCCAAAAACCUACACCGACCCAGAGACUUUCAACCCUGAGAGGUUUCUCAAGGAAAAGCCCGAACUCAACCCAAAGAAAUUUGUGUUCGGAUUCGGAAGAAGGAUUUGUCCAGGGCAGCAAUUGGCGGACGCUAGUACUUUCCUAACUAUCGCCCAGACUCUUGCCGUCUUCGACAUCAAGAAACCGGUAGAUCCGGUUACUGGACUCGAGAUUGAACCAGAGAUGGGGGCGACAUCAGGGACCGUUUCACACCCGCAUCCAUUCCAGUGCUGCUUUGUACCAAGAAAUGAGAAGUGCAGAGAGUUGAUUUCAAGAGCCGAGAAAGAUAUUAUUGCAGAGGGAGAUGGUGAUGCGAAAGUUAUUGAUGAGCUGGUCCAUUGA